Molecule: messenger RNA, 1047 nt
Organism: Odobenus rosmarus divergens (Pacific walrus)
Lineage: Eukaryota; Metazoa; Chordata; Mammalia; Carnivora; Odobenidae
Gene: DRAXIN
Product: dorsal inhibitory axon guidance protein
Exons: 6
Coding region: 1-1047 (348 amino acids)
Biological process (GO): Wnt signaling pathway; axon guidance
Cellular component (GO): extracellular region
Source: RefSeq, a predicted model, not a curated record
AUGGCUGGGCCCGGCACCCACAUUGUCCCUAUGCUGUUCCUCGCCCUCCUGGUGCUCCUGGAGCUGAGCCUGGCAGGCUCCCUGGGACCUGGAACCCCUGCUCGGAACCUUCCUGAGAAUCACAUCGACCUCCAGGACCCAGCACUGUGGAUGCCUCCAGCCAGCCACCACCGCCGGCGGGGCCUGGGCAAGAAGGAGCGGGGCCCAGGCAUGCCCGGCCGGGCCCAGGACGGAACUGUGGUCUCCACCACCAGGCAGGCCUCCAGGCUGCCAGGGACAGGGGAGCUGCUGCCUGGGCAGAGUCCUGCAGGCCUGGUGCAGGACAAGGAGCUGCUCCUGGGGCUGGCACUGCCCUACCCUGAGAAGGAGAACAGGUCUCCUGCGUCAGAGAGGGUCAAGAAACGCAGCAGGGAGCACAAGAGGCGCAGAGAGAGGUUGAAGCUGCACAGAGGCCGAGCUGUGGUCCGAGGUCCUAGCUCCCUGAUGAAGAAAGCAGAACCCUCCGAAGACCAGGCACUGGAUGCCAUGAUGGAGGAGUCCUCCACCAGCCUGGCCCCCACCAUACUCUACCUAACCACCUUUGAGGCAGCACCUGCCACAGAAGAGUCCUUGAUCCUGCCCGUCACAUCCCUGUGGCCCCAGGCUCAGCCCAGGCCUGAUGGGGAGGUGAUGCCCACACUGGACAUGGCCUUGUUCGACUGGACUGAUUAUGAAGACUUAAAACCUGAAGUCUGGCCCUCUGCUAAGAAGAAAGAGAAACACCGGGGUAAACUCUCCAGCGAUGGUAACGAAACAUCACCAGCUGAAGGGGAGCCAUGCGACCAUCACCAAGACUGCCUGCCAGGCACCUGCUGUGACCUGCGAGAGCAUCUCUGCACGCCCCACAACCGCGGCUUCAACAACAAAUGCUUUGAUGACUGCAUGUGUAUGGAAGGGCUGCGCUGCUACGCCAAAUUCCACCGGAACCGCAGGGUCACGCGGAGGAAGGGGCGCUGCGUGGAGCCGGAGACGGCCAACGGCGACCAGGGAUCCUUCAUCAACGUCUAG